CUCACCUCCAACUCUUCCCAAUUGUUGGGUCCCUCGUCAACCAUGUUGUCAACGUCGUUACGCCGGGCCGCAUGGGCGCCUCUGUCCGGCAUACCUCGUUCCGCCCAGAAUAUUCCUUCGACCGGUCUGCUCGGUGCGACCCGACAUGUGCACCAGCGCCGAUACUCCUCCUCCAAGCCGCCGGUCCCGCCCAGCGAUGGCUCCCGUCGCCUGGAUACCUCGACCCCGGCAAAGGGGGUGAACUCAUCCGGUGAGAAGGGCAAGACGACCCGCCGCCGUGGGAAGGACAACGGUGCCCGCAACGGGUCUUCGAAGGCUAGCCAGCAGGACGCCGCAUUUUCGAAGCUUCCCAGUGUCCCCUCGACACAGCACCGACAGCCACAUGACGUCCAUGUCGCUUCGUUCUUCUCCAUUCACCGCCCCAUCUCCGUGACCACCACGGUCCCUCCGACCUCGUCCACCGAAGCCUUCGAUGCGAUCUUCUCGUCAAAGAAGUUCCUCAAGAAUGAGCCCGACGAUGUCAUCUUCACCCUUUCCUCGACAGCUCAGAACAUGGAGUCCAUGGCCAACGGUAUGUCCGAGCCCGAAGACCAGUUCGGCCAGCUCCAGCGGAGCUUCACGAGCGAUCCAAAUGGAGACCUCCAGAUGCUCGAUGGUGCCGAGGCCAAGAUGUCCGUGGAGGAGUUCGUCCGACGCCUGCGUCCGUUCCACCCUCCUCCGCCUCCGAUCCCCAUGGACAUGAACCCUAGCUCCGACGCCAUGGAGUCCCAAGCCCAGAACCAGCACGAGACUUCGACCUACUCGACCGUGUUGACGAUUCGGGAAACUCGCAACUCCGAUGGUCGCAAGACCUACGAGGCUUCUACCGGUCCCUUUGUCCGCGACAUGGAGGACCCUGAGCACGAGGGCAUCACCAUCGACGCACCCAGCGGCUCGGCCUCGGGCAUGACCUAUGUUGAACGUCGUCGCCACAACCAGACUAUCCACGCCAUCAGCACCAAGCGCCGCCGCAAGGUCAAGAUGAAGAAGCACAAGUUCAAGAAGCUGAUGCGGAGAACGCGCACUCUUAGACGGAAACUCGACAAAGCUUAGACUGCUCUUUCGCUUUUCCAUUUUGCUUUUCUCGUUCGGUUUAUCGGAUGCAUCUAUGGCCCGCGUCUUUGCAUAGUCUUGGGUUGAGGCUUAGUGUUGUCUGACUUUCAGGGCAUAUAUCCUACUUAUUAUCGUACAUUGCGAAAUUCUCUUUUUUUUUUC
Molecule: messenger RNA, 1254 nt
Organism: Penicillium cinerascens
Lineage: Eukaryota; Fungi; Ascomycota; Eurotiomycetes; Eurotiales; Aspergillaceae
Product: mitochondrial 37S ribosomal protein mS38
Exons: 2
Coding region: 43-1092 (349 amino acids)
Biological process (GO): mRNA processing
Cellular component (GO): mitochondrion
Source: RefSeq, a predicted model, not a curated record